This is a messenger RNA of Oreochromis aureus, 3891 nucleotides long. Its product is annotated as NACHT, LRR and PYD domains-containing protein 12-like. Bases 69 to 3428 code for a protein of 1119 amino acids. The record is from RefSeq and is a predicted model, not a curated record. Gene Ontology annotation, molecular function: protein binding. The transcript is spliced from 9 exons. Lineage: Eukaryota; Metazoa; Chordata; Actinopteri; Cichliformes; Cichlidae.
UUCAUCAGGGCGUCCUGGUUCCUCAACGUGACGUGGACCUUGUUGAUCCGGGUGUCGUCCAAGCCACUAUGGGUUCAUAUUUAUCUCUCUCGCUCAUGUCUGCGGGAGCAGUGAUGACGUCAGAGGACCUCUUAAACACUCUGGAAGAUUUGGGAGAUGAAGAGUUUAAUAAAUUCAAGUGGUUCCUGCAGCAGGAAGAGAUCCUUCAAGACCUCCCGACCAUCAAAAAGAGCCGACUUCAGGCAACAAGGAGGUGGGACACCGUAGACCUGAUGGUGCAGACAUACAGACUUCCUGGAGCUGUUGAGGUGACCGGGAAGGUUUUAGAGAGGAUCCACAGGAAUGAUCUGCUGGAGAGUUUGUCUGCCAUCCGCUCUGGAGCAGAAGCGGAUGUCAGUGAUGGUGGGGAGACAUCAGAGAAAAGAGGAUCUUCCUCCUCUCAGACUCGGGAUUCUUUUUCUCAGACCAAUGAGAAUACUGAUGUGAUGGUUCCAGUACCAGAGCCUUGCCCCAUCACAUCUUACCAACAGAUGCUUCAAUCAAACUUCCAGGACAAGUUCAUGUGUGCACAAGAAGGUUGGGCAGAAGAUAAACAGCGUCUGGCUGAUAUCUACACAGAGCUGUACAUCACAGCUGGGUACGAUGUACAUAUCAACACACAGCAUGAGGUCCGGCAGAUUGAAAAGGCAUGGAAGCCAGCAGAACCAGAGAAACCUAUUAGACCCACAGACAUGUUCAAACAUCCUUCAGGAGACUACAGACCCAUCAAAACAGUGAUGACCAAUGGAAUCGCAGGAAUUGGAAAAACUUUCCUUGUUCACAAGUUUGUUUUGGACUGGGCUGAACAAAGAUCCAAUCAAGAUGUGCAUCUGAUUUUCCCCUUCACCUUCCGUCAGCUGAAUCCACUGAAGGGAGAAAAGUUCAGUUUGGCAGAGCUCAUUCAUGAAUGCAUCCCAGAAACUGUAGGCAUCCCACAGGACGCUCUGAAUUACAUCUUUACAGAUGUUCAGUCAUCAGGAAUCACCAACUAUGACAAGAGUAAAUUCAAACUUCUGUUUGUGUUUGAUGGGCUGGAUGAGAGCCGCCUUCAUCUCGACCUUCAUUCUGAAGACAUUCGCUCUGUCGAUGUAACAAAGGCAACUAAAACAGAUGUCUUGCUGAGGAAACUCAUCAAUGGAAAAGUGCUACGCUCUGCUCGCAUUUGGAUAACCACACGACCCGCAGCAGCCAAUCAGAUCCCUCGAGAGUUUAUCAGCAGUACAACUGAGGUCAGAGGGUUCACUGACCCACAGAAAGAGGAGUACUUCAGGAAGAGAUUCAAAGGUAAGGAGCAAGCUGACAAACUCAUCUCCCAUAUCGUGACAUCACGAAGCCUCCACAUCAUGUGCCACAUCCCAGUCUUCUGCUGGAUCACUGCAACAGUUCUGGAAGAUGUGUUGAAAACCAGAGAGGGAGGAGAGCUGCCCAAGACUCUGACUGAGAUGUACGCAGAGUUCCUGGUGUUUCAGAUUGAUCGGACAAAGGAAAAGUAUGGCCCAGAGAAGAGCAUUCAAUACAUUAAGUCAUUAGCAAAACUGGCCUUUGAGCAGCUGGAAAAGGGCAACCUGAUCUUCUAUGAGAAGGAUCUGAGAGAGAGCGGCAUUGAUUUCAGUGAAGCCUCGGUGUGCUCAGGAGUGUUCACAGAGAUCUUCAAAGAAGAUCGAGGAAGGAAAGGGAAAGACAAGAUGUUUAGCUUCGUCCAUCUGAGCGUUCAGGAGUUUCUGGCUGCUCUUUAUGUGAGGAUGUCGCUUAAUAACAGUAACAUAAAUGUGAUGCCAUUGCCACAACCAUCAUUGAAAAACCUUCGGCUGUUUUUCAGUAAAACACCUUCAAAGAAAAUCCACAGGAAUUUCAUUAACAGGGCCUUACAGAGUCCAAAUGGUCACCUGGACUUAUUCCUUCGCUUCCUCUUGGGUCUUUCACUGCAGACCAAUCAGGAUAAACUACAGGACCUGCUAAUGAAAAUAGACAGUAGUUCAGAGACCACCCAGAAAACAGUCCAAUACAUCAAAAAGAAAAUCAGUGAGAAUCUGUCUCCAGAGAGAAACAUCAAUUUGUUUCACUGUCUGAAUGAACUAAAUGAUCAUUCGUUAGUGGAGGAGAUCCAACAGUCCCUGAGUUCAGGAUGUCUCUGCACUCAUGAACUGACUCCAGCUCAGUGGUCAGCUCUGGUCUUCAUCUUAGUGUCAUCAGAAGAACAUCUUAAUGUUUUUGAACUGAAGAAAUACUCUCCUUCUGAGGAAGCUCUUCUAAGACUAUUGCCUGCGGUCAAAGCUUCCAACACAAUAAUACUGAGUGGCUGCAACCUGACAGAGGAAAGCUGUAAAGUACUGUCAUCAGUUCUCAGCUCCAAGUCCUCCACUUUGAGAGAGCUCGACAUGAGUAACAAUGACCUGCAGGAUUCAGGGGUGACCUUGCUGGCGGCAGGAUUGGAGAAUCCACACUGUAAACUGGAGAUUCUCAGACUGAGUGGCUGUAAUCUUUCAGAGGGAAGCUGUAAAACACUGUCAUCAGUUCUCAGCUCCAAGCCCUCCACUUUGAGAAUGAUCGACAUGAGUAACAAUGACCUGCAGGAUUCAGGCCUGACUUUGCUGACCACAGGACUGGAGAAUCCACACUGCAAACUGGAAAUUCUCAGGUUGUCAGGCUGUCUAAUCACAGAGGAAGGCUGCACUUCCUUGUCCUCUACUCUGAGGUCCCACCCCUCACACUUGAGAGAGCUAGACCUUAGCUACAAUCAUCCAGGAGACUCAGGAAUUAAGCUUUUGUCUGCUGUACUGGAGGAGCCAAGCUGCAGACUGGACACUCUCAGGCUGGAACAUUGUGGAAAGCAGAGACUGAAACCCAGACUGAAGAAGUAUUUCUGUGAGCUCACACUGGACACAAACACGGUGAACAGGAAUGUCGUGGUGUAUUACAACACGGUGAUGAAAGGGCUGAGGCUGAAGCAACCAUACCAUGAUCAUCCAGAGAGGUUUGACUGCUGUCAGCUGCUGUGUACAAAUGGUCUGACUGGUCGCUGUUACUGGGAGGUCGAGUGGAGAGGAGGGGCUUAUGUAGCAGUGAGUUACAAAGGAAUCCGAAGGAGAGGAAAGGGUGCUGAAUGCUGGUUUGGAUGGAAUAAUCAGUCGUGGAGUAUCUUCUGCUCUCCUGUUGAUGGUUACUCUGUCUGGCACGACAGGAGAAGAACUGUGCUCUCCUCAGUCCCCUUCUCCUUCAUCUUUAAUAGAAUAGCAGUAUACUUGGACUGGCCUGCAGGCACUCUGUCCUUCUACAAAGUAACCUCUGACUCACUGUUCCACCUCCACACCUUCACCACCACAUUCACCGAGCCGGUGUAUCCUGGAUUUGGGUUCUGGCUUGCCGGUUCCACAGUGUCUCUGUGUUAACUGUGGAAUAAAAUCUCCUCGUUUCCCCAAACCGGAGAUGUUUGACCUGUGGCGGCUGUAUAGACAGAUUUCCAUGAGCAGUUUGUACAUGUUUGUAUCACAUGUAUUUUAUAUAGAUAGAGUGAUAUGAGCAGCCUUACAGGUACAUGCAUGCCUUUAGGCAGUGAUUGAAACCAGAGUACAGACAGAACGUGCCCUGGUGUCAGACUACAUUUUCUAUUUGUAUUUACUUCAGGGGUGGGUAACCUCCUGGUAGAACCCUAACACCUGGUCAUCAAAUCUGCUUUUUAAAAAUAUAUAUUUUUAAACUCCUCAGAUCCCUUUGGUGGUUAACCUUGAACAUUUUGUAUGAAAGCCAAAAGCAGCACAUACUAUCUGUAAAAAAAAAAAAAAAAAAAAAAAAAUUAAAUGUAAAGCUAGUUACUUUAUCCUUAUUAAACACAUCAAGCUAUGUGUACCUGGA